AUGUCUUACUAUGACCAGAUCGAAAUAGAGGACAUGACUUUUGAUCCAACAACACAAAUUUUCACAUACCCAUGUCCUUGUGGUGACAGAUUCCAGGUAUAUAUAGAUGACCUAUUUGACGGUGAGGAAGCGGCUGUCUGUCCAAGUUGUUCAUUGAUGAUCCAAGUCAUCUUUGAGAAGGAAGACUUGGUGGAGUUUUACCAAGAGGCAGGCAUGCCUUUGCCAGAACCUAUCGUAGUGUAA
This is a messenger RNA of Tetrapisispora phaffii CBS 4417, 243 nucleotides long. It is a transcript of the gene KTI11, whose product is annotated as Kti11p. The transcript has a single exon. The record is from RefSeq and is a predicted model, not a curated record. The coding region runs from base 1 to 243 and encodes 80 amino acids. Gene Ontology annotation, biological process: protein histidyl modification to diphthamide. Gene Ontology annotation, molecular function: metal ion binding. NCBI's taxonomy places the organism in Eukaryota, Fungi, Ascomycota, Saccharomycetes, Saccharomycetales, Saccharomycetaceae.